Molecule: messenger RNA, 450 nt
Organism: Cylicostephanus goldi
Lineage: Eukaryota; Metazoa; Nematoda; Chromadorea; Rhabditida; Strongylidae
Source: the annotation of a GenBank genome assembly
AUGUUCAGGAAGGAUGAAGAUGAAGAAAAGAAGGAUGCUGAGGAAGGCGAAGAAAAGGAAGCUGAAGAAGUCGAGGAAGCCCCGAAGAGGCUAAAAAAGCCUCAGCCAAAAAACAUGUCGACGAAGAAAAGGCCGAUGACGAGGAGAAUCAAGGAAUUUUUAUAUCUGCAUCUCUUGCAGAAGCCUGAAGAGAUGGAAGAAUCGGAAACAAAAGCAGAUGAAGGUGAAGAGAAGGAAGAGGAAGCUAUUGGGACUAAGUCUUUGCGAUCGCGGACCCGCCGUUCAAAUGUUGCUGAGACACCAAAGGCAGAAGAGCAGACACCCAAAAGACGUGGGAAAGCGGCUAAAAGCACAAAGAAGGAUGUUGCUGCUGAAGCAGAAGACGAAAGCGAGCAAGAUGCUGCUAAGGAAAAAGACAAAGCAGAAGAUAAAGACGAGCAACCUUCUCGA